Molecule: messenger RNA, 396 nt
Organism: Trichobilharzia szidati
Lineage: Eukaryota; Metazoa; Platyhelminthes; Trematoda; Strigeidida; Schistosomatidae
Source: the annotation of a GenBank genome assembly
UUUUAAGUCGCGAAUUAAUCAUGAAAUGGUCAUCUCAUUAAUCACUGUCAAUAGGAGUUCUCCAGUUAUAGUUACAGCCGGUUUCACAUGAAUCAGUCGAUAUUAUCUAUCCCAUUGGUUUCUACUACUCACAACCAGGAAGUGACAGACUAUCCAUACAACAUAUUCUAAAUGAUUCCAAGGAUUAAAAUAUGUCGUGAAGAUAAAACUGAAAUAGUAGACGAAUUUAUGAAACUAUUGGAAAACAUAAAAACACUUUGCAACAAAAUGGAAGUUGAAUUUGUGAAAAAAGUUUCUGCUUAUCUUGAAAAAGAUGGUUUAGGCGAAAAGUUGCAAGAUGUAGCUAAAAUUGCUCUCAACCGGGUCGUUAAUUGUCUAUCACAAUAUGAUGAAUAA